Messenger RNA from Diaporthe amygdali, 893 nucleotides. RefSeq lists its product as uncharacterized. The transcript is spliced from 5 exons. The annotation marks the transcript as partial. Gene Ontology annotation, cellular component: membrane; cytoplasm; microtubule. Lineage: Eukaryota; Fungi; Ascomycota; Sordariomycetes; Diaporthales; Diaporthaceae. Gene Ontology annotation, molecular function: GTPase activity; GTP binding; microtubule binding. The record is from RefSeq and is a predicted model, not a curated record.
AUUACAUGUUACCGAGCGCCUCAGCAGAGCGUGUCCAUUUCAAUAAUUCCGCGGCCCAAUGCUGAUGAGAAUCUGAAAAAGCGACUUCGCCACUUCGGACACCGAUUCAAUGCAGAACUUGAUCAAGACAAGCUCGCUCAGACCUUCCAAGAGGCUGACCUCGCGAUGGGCAUUCGCAAGAGUAAAGGGGAUAAUGGCAAUGACCUGAUCGCGUUUAGCGAAGACAUCCUAAAGAUCGAAAUAUGCGGGCCUGAUUCAUCGAUGUUCCCGGUAUAUUUCGUGUUCCAACCCCAGAGUAUGGUGAAGGCGUACAUGGAUAAUCGCAGAACUAUCAUUCUUGCAGUCUUGCCCUGUAACGUGGACAUUCAGACCCAAGAGGUCAUCAAGCUUGCCAAGACGGCCGACCCAGACGGAAUUAGGACCAUGGGUGUCCUGACCAAACCGGAUCUCGCUUUCGAGAAGACCACUCAGGAGGCCGUCAUUGAACUGGUCAAUGGAAAGCACGACUUCCUGAAGCUCGGCUAUUUCGUAGUCAAGAAUCGAGGCGCAGAUGACAAUGUUUCCACGAUUUCAGCACGUCUAGACGAGGAGAAGGUCUUUUUCACGGAUCCCGCUUGGGUGACUGUUCAGAACCGAUGCGGUAUUGACCCCUUGAGAAGGUUGUAUUUGAGCAAACUGGCUUCAAAAUUUCAGAUGAUCACCUUAUCGGCCCUGGACGGACAUUAUAUGAGGGACGAAAUUUUCAGGAAUGAGCCUAAUCUCAAGUUGGCAACGAGGAUGGUGAAAUUGAACGAGACUUUUGCCGACAUCUUCUGGCAGAAGGGUCAUAAGCGCGCUUUUGGACCAGCACAGAAUGACGAAGGAGAGAGGUCGCUCAGCCGCAGCACCGAUGA